CCGUGACCGACCCGGCGGCUCCGAGUGCAUGUCUCUGGAAUUCAGCGUCAGCGUUCAAACACCGACACAACCAACUGAAGCCCCUCAGCUGAGCGCUACUACAUACUUUAACAUUCGAGCUUGUAAAAAAAGUUCGUUAAAGUUAACUUUUCUGUCUGUAGGAACUCACCUUGGGACUCGGGAGGAGAUGCGUCGCUGCCAUCCUGGUCCGCCAUUUCUCCUGACGUCAGCUGAGCUGAGAGGGAUCAGCGGCAGGAACCCGAGACAGGCCGGGCACCCUCCCACGGGCAGGUGGAGGAAGACAGGCAAACAGGCCUACCUAAUCUAAAGGAUUACCCCCCCUCUGGACCUCCAGUAAAAUGGCUACUGAUUGGUGUACAGAAAAUUGAAACCAUGGCAACCAGCUGUUUGGCAAUUCCUCUGAUGGAGGAGACAGGAGAAGAUUUUGGCCUGGAAGUGAUGGCUCUGCUCUCCGUCCUCACGCCUGUCCUGGCGGUGGUCCUGUGCCUGGUGAUAGGCUUCAUACUGCUGGGGUCACGGGAGACGAAGACCACCUCGACCUCCACGGGAAAAACCGAAGGUGCUUCAAAAGCGGACUUUAGACCGUGGGUGGACCAGGACUUACAGGACGAUACAGAAAUCACAGCAAAAGAGGACGAGGAUGGUGAUUGGGCGGACAGCAAUGAGGAUGAAGACCUUUUACAUGUGCCUUACUCACCACCACGUUACCCCGAGGAGACGAUGCUGGCGAGAUCCAAGGAUUUGUACACGCUGAUGAACCAGCGGAGGUCUGUCCGAUUCAUCAGCCCAGAGCCGUUCCCACAGGAAGUCAUCGAUAAUGUCAUCCGCACUGCAGGUACGGCCCCUAGUGGAGCACACACAGAACCCUGGACGUUUGUCGUUGUGUCAGACCCAGAAACGAAGCACCAGAUCAGACGGAUAGUGGAAGAAGAGGAGGAGGUCAACUAUCGUCAGAGGAUGGGGGACAAGUGGGUCCAUGAUUUGGCCAAGUUAAAGACAAACUGGAUCAAGGAGUACUUGGAUGUUGCCCCAUAUCUAGUCCUUGUCUUCAAACAGACCUAUGGGAUUCUACCAAAUGGCAAGAAAAGGACACAUUACUACAACGAAAUCAGUGUCUCCAUAUCCUGUGGACUACUGUUGGCUGCAUUACAGAACGUGGGUCUUGUCACCGUCACAACGACGCCCCUAAACUGUGGCCCCCAGCUCAGGCUCCUCCUCAAACGGCCAGCCAAUGAGAAGCUGUUGAUUUUACUUCCUGUAGGUUAUCCUGCUUCUGACGCUACAGUCCCUGACUUAAAACGCAAGCCGCUGGAUGAUAUUAUGGUGCACAUAUAACAAAAUCAGUCUGCAGAGAAUGUUUUUUUCUCCAUCAUCUUCUUUGCCCACAGCUGAAAACAUAUAACCUAAUGUGAUUAGAAAUGUUUUAAAAUGGAUGCCAUCAAUCUCUUUAUAGACUUGAAAAUAAACGCCUGAUUGACAAGAAUAGUUUAAUAUGCCAUUACUUUUAUUUUAAAGGGAAUGUAGCCCUAUACUGUUUAAUUCUGCUAUGUCCAGAGUUAAUAAAUGGGGAAAUUGAAAUUGUUGAGUUUCUCUUAGUAGAACUACUAUUUGAUGCAAACAAUAAACAUUUAAUAAAGGUAA
Molecule: messenger RNA, 1662 nt
Organism: Perca flavescens (yellow perch)
Lineage: Eukaryota; Metazoa; Chordata; Actinopteri; Perciformes; Percidae
Gene: iyd
Product: iodotyrosine deiodinase
Exons: 7
Coding region: 394-1356 (320 amino acids)
Cellular component (GO): plasma membrane
Molecular function (GO): oxidoreductase activity
Source: RefSeq, a predicted model, not a curated record